Phytophthora sojae is the source of this 810-nucleotide messenger RNA. RefSeq lists its product as hypothetical. The transcript has a single exon. Lineage: Eukaryota; Oomycota; Peronosporomycetes; Peronosporales; Peronosporaceae. The record is from RefSeq and is a predicted model, not a curated record. Bases 1 to 810 code for a protein of 269 amino acids.
AUGAAGGAGAUCGCCGAGUUGCUGGCUGCCACUCGGAUUUACACUCGGUGCAAGAUCCCUACAAUCGAGACCAUUCGGCAGGAGCGCCUCCAGAGGGUUCAAGAAGAGCUUGAUACUGUUGCGCAUCUUGAUGAUGUUUUGUCGAGCCACAACCUUCAAGGUGUCGACUUAGCAGACGUCGAGAAGCUGAAGCGGAUGAUCACGAGGCUAAGAGCGCAAGAGCAGGAACUCGCUUUUCAUCGGGGCCUUCUGAGAGCUCAGCAAGAGUUUUCAGGCCCCAAGGGUGAUUACUCUGCGGAGAACUUUGCGUUCGGCAGCACCCCGUUCCCGACGUGGCUGAACCUCUUCACACAAAGCACCGUGGUGGAUGCCAUCGCACGUGCUUCGAAACCUGCAAAGCUAACGGUCUUUGGGUCGUCCUCUGGGUCGCUCGUGCUCUUCGCAGCCAUCGCACUCGGUCUCUCUAGCGUGGGUGUCGAGAUCCUGCCGUUCCUGCAUGAGCAGGCCGAGCAAACCCGCGAAGGUCUUCGCAUUCCCGAGGACAAAUGCCGCUUCAUCUGCGCCGACAUGCUCACGGUGCCACUGCAGGACACCGCCAUCCUCUUACUUACGUCCCAGUGCUGGGACGCCGAGCUGUACCAGCAGGUCCAACGCAAGCUCGAGACCGAGCUCCGGCCCGGGACGCUCGUCCUGGACUACAAAAACACCCUGCAACGGUCCCAGCACUUCAGAAUGGCCCAGCAUCUUGCAAACCAACGCGUGUCCUGGACCAACUCCCAGUCUCUUUUCAUCUUCCAACGCGUUGACUAG